Prorocentrum cordatum is the source of this 1795-nucleotide messenger RNA. The record is from the annotation of a GenBank genome assembly. NCBI's taxonomy places the organism in Eukaryota, Dinophyceae, Prorocentrales, Prorocentraceae.
AAAAGGAAGCAGGAGGAGGAGGAAUGAGCAGGAGGAGGAUGCUCAAGCCAUUUUGGCUCAAGGAUGCUCCAGGCGCGGAGAGGUACACUUCGGGUGCUGGACAUCGGUGAAAGGUCUCGAGAAGGCGCUGAUUCCCUCGCAGCGUCGAUCAAGAACUGCGGUCGGACAAAACAAUGGAACGCAGCACUGCGGUUGCUCCGCGAAGGAAUUGUUGACGUCUGCAACUCGUCCAAAUCCAGUACACUGCGACAGCCAGUGCAUGCAGAAAAGGGGGGGAGUGGCAACAUGCGUUGUCAGUGCUUGGUGAGAUGUGGGAGGCGAAGCUGGAGGCCGACGUCAUCAGCUCCAAUGUUGGGAUCUGCUCGUGCGAGAAGGGCGGGCAGUGGCAGAGGGCACUGGCGCUGCUCUGGGAGAUGCCGGAGGAGAAACUUGAGCCCACCAUCAUCAGCUUCAGCGCUGGGAUCAGCGCGUGCGAGAAGGGCGCGCAGUGGCAGCGGGCACUGGCGCUGCUUUGCGAGAUGUUGAAGGCGGAAGUGCAGCCUACCGUCAUCAGCUACAGCGCUGGCAUCAGCGCGUGCGCCAAGGGCGAGCAGUGGCAGCGGGCGCUCGCGCUGCUGAGUGAGAUAUGGGAGGCGAAGCUGGAGCCCGACGUCUCAGCUACAGCGCUGGGGUCAGCGCGUGCGAGAAGGGCGGGCAGUGGCAGCCGGCGCUGGCGCUGCUGAGCGAGAUGAGGGAGGCUAAGCUGGAGCCCAGCGUCAUCAGCUACUGCGCCGGCAUCAGCGCAUGCGAGAAGGGCGACCAGUGGCAGCCGGCGCUUGCGCUGCUAAUCGAGAUGCGGGAGGCGAAGCUGGAGCCCGACGUCAUCAGCUACAGCGCUGGGAUCAGCGCGUGCGAGAAGGGCGGGCAGUGGCAGCAGGCGCUGGCGCUGCUGAGCGACAUGUGGAUGGUGAAUGUGGAGCCCGGCGUCAUCAGCUACAACGCUGGGAUCAGCGCGUGCGGGAAUGACGGGCGGUGGCAGUGGGCUUUGGCGCUGCUCAAGGAAAUGUCGGAGGAGAAACUGGAGCCCACCGUCAUCAGCUACAGUGCUGGCAUCAGCGCCUGCGCCAAGGGCGAUCAGUUGCAGUGGGCUUUGGUGCUGCUGAGCGAGAUGCGGGAGGAGGAUCUGGAGCCCAACGUCAUCAGCUACUGCGCUGGGAUCAGCGCGUGCGAGAAAAGUGGGCAGUGGCAGCGGGCUUUGGCGCUGCUGAGCGAGAUGUUGGAGGCGGAAGUGCAGCCUACCGUCAUCAGCUACAGCGCUGGCAUCAGCGCGUGCGCGAAGUGCGAGCAGUGGCAGAGGGCGCUCGCGCUGCUGAGCGAGUUACGGGAGGCGAAGCUGGAGCCCGACUCAGCUACGGCGCUGGGAUCAGCGCGUGCGAGAAGGGCAAGCAGUGGCAGCCAGCGCUGGCGCUGCUGAACGAGAUGCGGGAGGCUAAGCUGGAGCCCAGCUCAGCUACAACGCUGGGAUCAGCGCGUGCGAGAAGGGCGAGCAGUGGCAGCAGGCGCUGGCGCUGCUGAGCAAGAUGUGGGAGGCGAAGGCGCAGCCCGACGUCAUCAGCUACAGCGCUGGGAUCAGCGCGUGUGAGAAGGGCGAUCAGUGGCAGCGGGCGCUGACGCUGCUGACCGAGAUAUGGGAGGCGAAGCUGGAGCCCAACGUCAUCUUCAGCUACAACGCUGGGAUCAGCGCGUGCGAGAAGGGCGAGCAGUGGCAGCCAGCGCUGGCGCUGCUGAGCGAGAUACGGGAGGCGAAGCUGGAGCC